AUGGAUAGUGGUCCUCAAGAAAAUCAUCACAAAAAUGAAAAUGCAUCGAAAACUGACUCGGAUACCCAAUCAGAUCUAAAUGACUUAAGGUCUAUCUCAUUUUCUAGUACUUCUUCCACAGAAGAAGAGUUAAUGGUUAAAGCAGGAUGGCUACGCAAGAAAUCCACACACCUUAUCAAGCGUUGGCAGUGAAGAUAUUUUGUAUUAAAAGACCACGUCCUUUUUUACUAUAACAACGACAGUGACCAGCAGCCAAGAGCUACUAUAAAUUUCAACCAGAUAACAGUCGAUAUAAACGUAAUUAACCCAGAAUCCCCUGAAGAGCUCAUCAUAAAGCCUUUAGGCUCCCCAAGAGUUUUUAGGCUCAAAGGAAACACAGCAGGAGAAAUAAAAGAAUGGGUCGAAGCCUUAAAAAAACACAUAAAAACAUCAGAAGGGUUUAAAGAACAAAAAUACAUGGUGACCAUCAAAAAAGAGUUCUGAAGGUACCCAAGGAUAAGUAACGACAGAUUUGAAGAAAUUGUACAAACAGGCGAUAUUUUACUAUUUAGAAGCAAAGCAAUACCAGCAAAAAUGCAAAGGGCUGUUACUGGAAGUAAAUAUGACCAUGUCGCUCUGCUAUUGAAACUGCAAGAUGAUCAAGUAGCACUACUUGAGUCUACAAGCCAAACUGGAGUCCAAGUCUUGUUAUGGGCAGACUUUAUGAGGUAUCAGUGGCAUUUGCUGUAUACCAGACUUGUAUAUAGAAAACUGAAUAUUGAAAGAACUGAUCAGUUUUUAGAAAAAACGGCGGAGUUUAUUCAAGAAGUGUCUGGGAAGAAAUAUAGGCUUGCUAAAGCGAUUUUUAAGAAAAGCAAAGGAUUGGAUCCAGGGUCAGAAGAAGGGUAUUUUUGUUCUGAACUUGUAGCUUCAGCUUAUAAAAAACUGAAGUUAAUUGAAGAAAAAGUACACCCUUCGAGAGUUUGGCCAGGGAAUUUUUCAACUGAAAAACCGGUAGAGCUAACUGGCUGCAGCUUAGGGCCAGAAGUGCUAAUUGAUUUUGAGCUAGGCUUCGAAGAGUAA
This is a messenger RNA of Blepharisma stoltei, 1062 nucleotides long. Lineage: Eukaryota; Ciliophora; Heterotrichea; Heterotrichida; Blepharismidae. The record is from the annotation of a GenBank genome assembly.